GCCCGGCCUUGGAGCCCGGAUAGGCGCUGCCCAGACUGGGGGGUCUCCCGCGUUGGCGCCCGGUGGGGAUGGAUGGAUGGGCAGGGCUUUCUCGCGGGCCGUCUCCGGAGGCACCCUGUUGGGAGUUGAGUCCCAUCUGAUGCCCAGGCUGAAGGAGUCUCGCUCGCACGAGUCUCUGCUGAGCCCCAGCAGCGCGGUGGAGGCGCUGGACCUCAGCAUGGAGGAGGAGGUGCUCAUCAAGCCCGUGCACAGCAGCAUCCUGGGCCAGGACUACUGCUUCGAGGUGACCACAUCCUCCGGGAGCAAGUGCUUCUCCUGCCGGUCAGCCGCUGAGCGCGACAAGUGGAUGGAGAACCUGCGACGAGCAGUGCACCCCAACAAGGACAACAGCCGGCGCGUGGAGCACGUCCUGAAGCUGUGGGUGAUCGAGGCCAAGGACCUGCCGGCCAAGAAGAAGUACCUGUGCGAGCUGUGCCUGGACGACGUGCUGUACGCCCGCACCACGGGCAAGCUCAAGACCGACAACGUCUUCUGGGGCGAGCACUUCGAGUUCCACAACCUGCCUCCGCUGCGCACCGUCACGGUGCACCUGUACCGCGAGACGGACAAGAAGAAGAAGAAGGAGCGCAGCAGCUACCUGGGCCUGGUCAGCCUGCCCGCCGCCUCGGUGGCCGGGCGCCAGUUCGUGGAGAAGUGGUACCCGGUGGUGACGCCCAACCCCAAGGGUGGCAAGGGCCCGGGGCCCAUGAUCCGCAUCAAGGCGCGCUACCAGACCAUCACCAUCCUGCCCAUGGAGAUGUACAAGGAGUUCGCCGAGCACAUCACCAACCACUACCUGGGGCUCUGUGCCGCGCUCGAGCCCAUCCUCAGCGCCAAGACCAAGGAGGAGAUGGCGUCGGCGCUGGUGCACAUCCUGCAGAGCACCGGCAAGGUCAAGGACUUCCUCACGGACCUGAUGAUGUCCGAGGUGGACCGCUGCGGGGACAACGAGCACCUCAUCUUCCGGGAGAACACGCUGGCCACCAAGGCCAUCGAGGAGUACCUCAAGCUGGUGGGCCAGAAGUACCUGCAGGACGCGCUUGGAGAGUUUAUCAAGGCGCUGUACGAGUCGGACGAGAACUGCGAGGUGGACCCCAGCAAGUGCUCGGCCGCUGACCUGCCCGAGCACCAGGGCAACCUCAAGAUGUGCUGCGAGCUGGCCUUCUGCAAGAUCAUCAACUCCUACUGCGUGUUCCCCCGGGAGCUGAAGGAGGUGUUUGCCUCGUGGCGGCAGGAGUGCAGCAGCCGCGGGCGCCCCGACAUCAGCGAGCGGCUCAUCAGCGCCUCCCUGUUCCUGCGCUUCCUGUGCCCGGCCAUCAUGUCGCCCUCCCUCUUCCACCUGCUGCAGGAGUACCCCGACGACCGCACCGCCCGCACCCUCACCCUCAUCGCCAAGGUCACCCAGAACCUGGCCAACUUCGCCAAGUUCGGCAGCAAGGAGGAGUACAUGUCGUUCAUGAACCAGUUCCUGGAGCACGAGUGGACCAACAUGCAGCGCUUCCUGCUGGAGAUCUCCAACCCCGAGACCGUCUCCAACACGGCCGGCUUCGAGGGCUACAUCGACCUGGGCCGCGAGCUCUCCAGCCUGCACUCGCUGCUCUGGGAGGCGGUCAGCCCGCUGGAGCAGAGCAUCAUUGCCAAACUGGGGCCCCUGCCGCGAAUCCUGAGGGACGUCCACACGGCCCUGAGUGCCCCCGGCAACGGGCAGCUGGCGGGAACCAACGACCUGGCCUCCACGCCCGGCUCUGGGAGCAGCAGCAUCUCCGCAGGGCUCCAGAAGAUGGUGAUCGAGAAUGACCUCUCUGGUCUCGUAGAUUUCACCCGGUUACCGUCUCCAACCCCCGAAAACAAGGACUUGUUUUUUGUCACAAGGUCCUCCGGGGUCCAGCCCUCGCCCGCCCGCAGCUCCAGCUACUCGGAAGCCAACGAGCCGGACCUCCAGAUGGCCAACGGCGGCAAGAGCCUGUCCAUGGUGGACCUGCAGGAGGCCCGCGCGCUGGACGGGGAGGCCAGCUCCCCAACGGGCGCCGACGCCCUCGCCGUGGACGGGCCGGUGGCCGCGGCUCAGCUGGUGGCCGGGUGGCCGGCCCGGGCGGCCCCCGCAAGCCUGGCGGGGCUGGCCACGGUGCGGCGGGCGGGCCAGACGCCGACCACGCCUGGCGCCUCCGAAGGCGCGCCGGGCCGGCCCCAGCUGCUGGCGCCGCUGUCCUUCCAGAACCCCGUGUACCAGAUGGCGGCUGGCCUGCCGCUGUCUCCCCGUGGCCUGGGCGACUCGGGCUCCGAGGGCCACAGCUCCCUGAGCUCGCACAGCAACAGCGAGGACCUGGCCGCCGCGGCCAAGCUGGGCGGCUUCGGCGGAGCCGAGGAGCUGGCGCGGCGGCCUGGCGGCAGCGAGCUGGCGCGGCGGCAGAUGUCACUGACUGAGAAGGGCGGGCCGCCCGCCGUGCCCAGGCAGAACAGCGCCGGCCCCCAGCGCCGCAUCGACCAGCCGCCCCCGCCCCCGCCUCCACCCCCGCCCGCGCCCCGCGGCCGCACGCCCCCCGCGCUGCUCAGCACCCUGCAGUACCCCCGGCCAGCCAGCGGCACCCUGGCCUCCGCCUCACCGGACUGGGCGGGCCCCGGGGCCCGGCUGCGCCAGCAGUCCUCAUCCUCCAAGGGAGACAGCCCCGAGCUGAAGCCGCGGGCCGCGCACAAGCAGGGUCCUUCGCCCGUGAGUCCCAAUGCCCUGGACCGCACGGCCGCGUGGCUCUUGACCAUGAACGCGCAGUUGUUAGAGGACGAGGUCCUGGGCCCUGACCCCCCGCACAGGGACAGGCUGAGGAGUAAGGAGGAGCUCAGCCAAGCAGAGAAGGACCUGGCGGUGCUGCAGGACAAGCUGCGCAUCUCCACCAAGAAGCUGGAGGAGUACGAGACCCUGUUCAAGUGCCAGGAGGAGACCACGCAGAAGCUGGUGCUGGAGUACCAGGCGCGGCUGGAGGAGGGCGAGGAGCGGCUGCGGCGGCAGCAGGAGGACAAGGACAUCCAGAUGAAGGGCAUCAUCAGCAGGCUGAUGUCCGUGGAAGAGGAGCUGAAGAAGGACCACGCGGAGAUGCAGGCGGCGGUGGACUCCAAACAGAAGAUCAUCGAUGCCCAGGAGAAGCGCAUCGCCUCGCUGGACGCGGCCAACGCCCGCCUCAUGAGCGCGCUGACACAGCUGAAAGAGAGUAUGCAUUAGAAACAAAAGCCCGCCCGCCCGCCCGCCCGCCCGCUGGAAGCCAGGGGCCCUUUAGAGUUGAGCGUGCGCACUGCACGGGAGAUAGCGGCCCUGGAGGAUAGACUUGCUCCCUCUCGACGGCAGCGGCCCGUGCGCGGCGGGGCCUGGCGUGGUGCCACCGCCGCGGCCUCCUCUCCCGCCCGCCCCGCCCAGGGCCCGGCGGCGCUGCACCCCGGGCGGGCAGGGGGGCCCCGCCCGCCGUUUAGCUUUUCAGCCUCGCCCUCCCCUCGUGGGACGCAGGUGGGCAGCAGCUCGGGCCCCCGGGGCCUCGCACGUCGGGCCCACCGGGCCAGGAGCCAGGCGGGGUGGCCGCAGGAUUCCCCCACCCCACCCCAGCCCCCCAGCCUCAGGAAGCUGGGGCGGCCCCGGGAAGAGGUGCCCCUCCACGCCCCGAGCCCCCCGGGCAGGCCGCAGGGCGGCAGGGAAGGCACCUGUGGGAGCUGGCCAGGCCGCCCCCCUCCCCAGGCUCUGGAAGGGGGUAUCAGGUGGCCUCCUCGGUCUGGCCAGGCGGGAGCCGUGCUGUCAGGGGGGGGCAGAGGAUGGCGGCCCCCCCCGAGGAAGGAAGGGCGGGGCCACGCACUGCCUCCAGGGGCCUCUCGGGCAGGACCUGGCCCCCCCACGCCCCACCCUCCCCGAGAUGCCACGAGUGACCUCGGACCGAGCGCGUCUUAGCAAUACGGGGUGGGGGUCGGGGGCUCCCCCAGGGCCCCGGAGCUGGUGCAGGCUGUCCCCGGGGUGCCAGGCCCCGUCUGAGCUCACUCGGCCCGAGUGACUCCCCCAGUGCAAAAACUGUAAAGCUGUACAGACGCCGCCCGCCGGGGCGGGAUGGCGGCCCCCCGGGCUCUGUAAAUGUUCUUGGUGUGUGACUGUGACGUGACCCCCCCACCCAACCCCCGACCCGGCUCUGCGGCCUCCCUCUGUCCCCGGUGCUGCCCGGGCCUCCGCCCUCCCGGGGCCCGGCUUGGUUCUCUCCCCCAGGGGACAGUCUUGGCCAGGAGCGAGCACUCUGGAACCAGGGGGAGGGGGGUGGCGAGUGAGGGUCCUGGGGCACGCUGGCUGCUGGCGCCCACACGCCCUGCCAGGGCCAGAGAGAACUGGCACCCCCGGGGCGGGGCUGGCCAGCGUGCCCGGCGGGGGGGACAGGACGGAGGGGAGCCCCCCACCCCGGCCCGGGCCCGGCUCGGCAGAGACGGCUGGGUGGAGGAAACUGCCAAACUUCUCCAAGAGAAGGACUUUCCCAGCAGCCCGGUCGGGGGGUGAGGGGGCCCCAGGCCAGAAACCCACUCACCCCUGCCCGCCACCCCCACCGGCAGAGCCUCUGUCCCCGCACCCCCGCCCCUCUGUUUGACCGCCCCCCUCUUUUCUACACUCGACCCCUCCCCGUCCCGGCCCCUGCACCCCCCCCCCUUUUGUAAGUAUGUGAAAAGGAAAUACUGCAAACCCCGGGCGGCCGGCUGCCCAGCCGAGCCCGGCCGUGUAAUAAUGUACAGAGAAAGUGGUUGGUGUCUCCACGUGUGGCUGUGCAAUUUCUGUACAUUUGCAAUUAGAAAUAUUAAAGAUUUAUUUAGCUAUUUUAA
Messenger RNA from Sorex araneus (European shrew), 4869 nucleotides. It is a transcript of the gene DAB2IP, whose product is annotated as DAB2 interacting protein. The transcript has 15 exons. Bases 77 to 3253 code for a protein of 1058 amino acids. Lineage: Eukaryota; Metazoa; Chordata; Mammalia; Eulipotyphla; Soricidae. Gene Ontology annotation, biological process: regulation of GTPase activity. The record is from RefSeq and is a predicted model, not a curated record.